AUGACUCACCCCGAAGCUCAGUCACCUGUAACUCAAGUCAGCAAUAACGCAGACACCUCACUGCCAACAAUUCAUAAUCGAAUGUCCACAGCUCAAACCAUUACUUCACAAUCUGAAAACGUAACUUCAAGCUCUGGUGGCGAGUCAACAACGUCCUCCUUACCUUCAAAUAUCUCUCAAAAUGAUUCUUAUUUUGUCGAGCCAAGUAGUAACAAUAAUCCUGAUAAGAUCAGCUUGACUUUACUUUUGGUUUCAGGAAAGCGUCACACUUUCUUCUUUGACCCUAGUUAUACUGUUGCCAUGGUAAAAAAACAGAUCUUUAAUGAGUGGCCUGAAGAAUGGGCUGAAGAAGCCGUUCAAUCCGUUUCAUGUCUGAAGAUUGUCUAUCUCGGUCGAGUUUUGGAUGAUGGAACUACUCUUGAAGCCAACAAACUUCAACGGGGACAAUCAAUUAUUAUGCACCUAGCAAUCAAAAAUUCUAUAUCAUCGGAUAAUGACGACCCAAAAUCCUCUGAGAAUGCUCCAAAAUGUCAUUGUACGAUACUAUGA
This is a messenger RNA of Dentiscutata erythropus, 549 nucleotides long. NCBI's taxonomy places the organism in Eukaryota, Fungi, Glomeromycota, Glomeromycetes, Diversisporales, Gigasporaceae. The record is from the annotation of a GenBank genome assembly.